This is a messenger RNA of Phytophthora sojae, 846 nucleotides long. RefSeq lists its product as hypothetical. The coding region runs from base 1 to 846 and encodes 281 amino acids. The transcript has 2 exons. The record is from RefSeq and is a predicted model, not a curated record. Lineage: Eukaryota; Oomycota; Peronosporomycetes; Peronosporales; Peronosporaceae.
AUGAGCGAGCUCGACAGUCUGGCUCACUUGGAUCAAGGUUCUCUGCAGCGGAGCAGCACAGAUUCCAGACUGGCCCUCAAGAGCGUAGGAAGCAGACCUGCUGAGCCGGCUAAGAAGCGCAAAACUACUCGAAUGGAGGGACCUGUACUGCCAAAAGCUCCCACAAAGAAGACACCGUCGUGGCUUCGACGUAAGCAGGAGUUGGGUGCACUACGGCAGCAGAUCCAGGCGAUGGAGACUCGAGUCGCGUUCCUCCAGCUUCAACGAGAGAGAGCGGGGCCAAGUCAAGCGCCGCACAAGUGGGAGGCUGCUGUCUUGACUGAGCAGCAGCGGCUGAAAGCUGCUCAAGAUGAAAACGAAGAGCUGAGGUUUCGGCUUAGAGCAUUUGGAGAACUUUCGAGUCAGUUGGAAGCGACAAUAGCGUCUGCUACGAGUUCAACGGCACUUGCCGGUAUCAAUGUGCCCCCGCAGCUGCACAUCAGUGCGGGCUCCUUCGACACGCUUGAAUCCAAACUCAACGCGCAGUUCCAGGAUGCCCAAGUGAUUUUUGACGAAUUCAAACCGCCAACACUGCCUUUUGACGCAACGGUGGCGUCGAACGCAGUUUGGCAUCUCGUCGAAUUGGAUUGUCCUCCGCAAACGCAAUUCACGCAGAUUAUACGUCAAUCCGAGAACUCGAACUCGAACACGAUCCAGUCACGAUGCAUUCUCCAGCUAGGCGAGGGCCGGUUUCUGAUCACGGAUAUUCGUGCCGCAAUGAAGCGCUUGGUGGCACCGGACGGCUGUGUCAUGCUCGCAGAAUCCAGCACAAUGUGGUCUGUCUACCGUGGAAAUGAAGUGCAAUGA